Messenger RNA from Entrophospora sp. SA101, 1314 nucleotides. Lineage: Eukaryota; Fungi; Glomeromycota; Glomeromycetes; Entrophosporales; Entrophosporaceae. The record is from the annotation of a GenBank genome assembly.
ACUUCUAUAGAUCCCGAAAAAUAUCAAAACAAAGUUGAUACUUUAAUGUUGGAUAAUUUAAAGAAUUUAAAUGAAAUUCUUGAUAGUAUAUUCCAAACAUGUAUUCAAAAGAUUGAUGAUGGCUUAUAUGAAUUAGAAUCACCAGUGCAAGUUGGCAAUCAAAAUUGCACACCAGAAUAUACUUUAUCGAUGAUUGAAAAUGGGACAUCGGAAGCAUCGGAAUUUACCUACGCGUUUAUUGAAUUUUUGAAAACAGAUAGAACCAAGAAUCACGCAGAUGUGAUUAAAAACGCAUUAAAUUUUUCUCAAGCAGCUUCGGAUAUUUUGAGAACGGUAAAAGGAAUUACGCGUUACGCUGACGAUGAGGAUGAAUUUGUGGAUGAGAUUGUUAGUGCAGCCAAGGUAGCAGCCGUUGUCUCCCAAAAAUAUUUGUUAAAUGUUCAAUCUUUCAAAAUGGACAGUUUACCAGCUUCUGGAAGGAGCGAAACGGUUUUGAAAUGUGAUAUAGAUGUUCAGGAUUCACUACAAAAAAUUGCUAAAAUAACUGAAGGCCUGUUGAAACAUAAUUUAGAUGUCACAAAGAGAGCAGAUGGUGAGGUUGGUAAUCUUGUGGAACAAGAAAUGAUGAAUGCUGCAAAAGUUAUUGAAGCUGCCACAGCUCGCAUUCAAUCUUUGAUGUCACAACCUCGUGACGCUGGUCUUUCUGCGACAGAAUUGAAUGUUCAUGAUGCAAUCCUUGAAUCUUCAUUGGCCAUUACUAAUGCUAUAGCACAUCUUAUAAAAUGCGCGACUGAUUCACAACUAGAAAUUGUAGCACAAGGAAAAGGCAGUAGCAGUCAUGCAGCUUUUUAUAAGAAACAUAAUAGGUGGACGGAGGGUCUUAUUUCAGCUGCUAAAGCUAUUGCCUUGGCCACAAAUCUUUUAAUAGAAACCGCAGAUGGUGUUAUUCAUAAAACACAUAACCUUGAACAGCUUAUUGUGGCGUCUAAUGAAGUGGCAGCAGCAACCGCACAACUCGUAGCAGCAUCCAGAGUCAAAGCAGAUUUCAUGUCUAAGGCGCAAGAUCGUCUUGAAGCAGCCUCUAAAGCUGUCACAAAUGCUUGCAAAGCACUAGUGAAAGCUGUGAAAGCAAUUGCUGCAAAACAACUCGAAGAAAAGGACCACGCGAUUGAUUAUGCUAGCUUAACACCACAUGAUUACAAAAAACAAGAAAUGGAACAACAAGUUGAAAUUUUGAAACUUGAAAAGGAACUAACUAAUUCCAGAAGGAAGUUGGCAGAAAUGAGGAAAGUUGGAUAUCAAUUGAAGAGAUAA